GGUGAUAACCAGUGAACCACAAUAUGUCUGGAAAUGCUGCUUCAUCAAUUUUUCCUCCUUCAAACCCCAAAAAUAUUCCCACAUCCAAUUCGGAUCGACAAUGUGCAGAUUAUCAUCCUUCUCCUUGGAAUGAUUAUUUCCUUCAAUACGCUUCUGAUUCUUUGGAAAUUGAUGAUGAAAUGAAGAGAAGCAUUGAAACAUUGAAAGAAGAAGUGAGGAAGAUGCUUGUCUCUAUCAUGGGGAAGCCCUUAAUGAAAGCUGAAAUGGUUGAUUCAAUUCAACGUUUGGGGUUGUCUUAUCAUUUUGAAGCUGAGAUUGAUGAAGUGUUGAAGCAAAUUCACAAUGAUUCUGUUGAAAAUAAUGAAAUAACUCAUAUUGAAGAUCUCCAUUCUGUUGCUCUGCUCUUCAGGUUAUUGAGGCAACAUGGAUAUCCUACUUCAGCUGAUGUGUUCAACAAGUUCAAGGAUGAGAAAGGAAACUUUAGCGAAACACUUACUUCAGAUGUUGAAGGAAUGAUAAGUUUAUAUGAGGCCUCUCAUCUGAGUAUUCAUGGAGAAGACAUUUUAGAUAAAGCACUCGCUUUCACCACCAACCAUCUCCAAUCCAUCACCGCUGAAUCAAACCCUUUUGUUGCAGCAAAACUAAAUCAUGUCUUGAACCAAUGUCCAUAUAGGGGAAUACCAAGGCUAGAGGCAAGAAAGUACAUCUCAAUCUACCACCUUCACCCUUCCCAUAACGAAGUCCUUUUGACCUUAGCAAAACUAGACUUCAACGCACUCCAAAAGCUUCAUCAAAAAGAAAUUGGCAACAUUUGCAAAUGGUGGAACAGUUUGGAUGUGCCAAGAAAUCUAUCAUAUGCAAGAGGCCGGAUUGUGGAAAGUUUCUUUUGGGGUCUUGUGGUUAUUUUCGAGCCUCAAUACUCCAAAGGCAGAAGCGUCUUGGCCAAAGAAAUUAGCUUCUUAACUCUCAUUGAUGAUACAUACGAUGUUUAUGGCACCCUUGAUGAACUAGAACUCUUCACUGCCUCGAUUGAGAGAUGGGAUACUAGUUGCUUGGAUGACCUCCCAGGAUAUAUGAAGCUACUUUAUAAGGAACUAUUGAAUCUGUUUGAAAAAAUAGAUGAUGAGGACAUGGGCAAAGAAGGAAGGUCACACAAUGUUGACUAUCUCAUAAAAGAUUUUAAAAAGAUUGUACAAGCUUACAUGACAGAAACCAGAUGGUUACAAAGAAACUAUGUACCAACAACAGAGGAGUACUUAAAGAUAGCCACAAUAACUACUUGUUUUACAUUCCUAUCCAUGUCAUCUUUCAUUUGUAUGGGAGACAUUGUAACUGAGGAUGUUCUCAAAUGGGUAGAGACCCACCCUAAGAUUCUCAGAGCUGCUUCUAUUAUUGGCAGGCUCAUGGAUGACAUCGUCUCUAACGAGUUUGAGCAGAAAAGAAAGCACAUCGCCUCACUUUUGGAGUGCUAUAUGAAGGAACAUGGAGUGUCAAGGCAGGAAGCCAUAGAUGAAUUAAGGAAGAUGCUUGAGAGAGCCUGGAAGGAUAUCAAUGAGGAAUGUCUUAGACCAACUCAAGUACCUAUGCCCUUUCUUAUGAUACUUCUGAAUCUUGCUCGUUUCAUGGAUGUGAUGUACAAGGAAGCUGAUAAUUAUACUCAUGCUGGAGGAAUCAUGAAGGAGUUCAUUACUCUACAACUUGUGGAUCCUGUGCCAAUAUGAGCAACAUAUAUAUGCAUAUUGGGGCUUCUUUGCUAAAAUGUGUCCCUUUAUAACUUUGGCUUUAUUCCAUGGGUUAGGGUCUGAAUUUACUUGGAAGUUUUCAGUUUUCACUGAGGAGCAUUGAGCACUUAGAAUUUUUUUGGAUACAAGUUUGUCUCGAAAGUUUAAAAUCCUAGUAAUAUUGUCUACCUCCUACCAUUAAAAACAGUCAGUGUUAACAUUUUAAUGGUCAACAUUAGUUUUUAAUAGC
Neltuma alba is the source of this 1971-nucleotide messenger RNA. Its product is annotated as (-)-germacrene D synthase. The transcript is spliced from 7 exons. The coding region runs from base 24 to 1721 and encodes 565 amino acids. The record is from RefSeq and is a predicted model, not a curated record. Gene Ontology annotation, biological process: diterpenoid biosynthetic process. Gene Ontology annotation, molecular function: magnesium ion binding; terpene synthase activity. NCBI's taxonomy places the organism in Eukaryota, Viridiplantae, Streptophyta, Magnoliopsida, Fabales, Fabaceae.